This is a messenger RNA of Microthlaspi erraticum, 879 nucleotides long. NCBI's taxonomy places the organism in Eukaryota, Viridiplantae, Streptophyta, Magnoliopsida, Brassicales, Brassicaceae. The record is from the annotation of a GenBank genome assembly.
AUGGCGAAACUCACACUUUUCAUCUUCAUCUUCUUUUCCACUCUAAUCUUCUCAUCGUCUUUUGGUUUCCAAUCAGACGAGCUCCUCGUUGACGACGAUGAGUUUGGUCUCGAAGGAGCAAAACCCCAAUCAACCGAAUUUCACACCUCUUCCCCAGCUUCUCCUCCGCAACAGCAACAGACUCCAACUAUCCGUAAAAGAUACUCAGAUCCCGAUUUGGAUUCCAAAGUCCAAUUCACUCUCGAACAUGCCUUCGGAGACUCUGAUUUCUCUCCUGCCGGUACUUUCUCAGCUCGUCUCAAAACCUGGAGCCAUGGCGGAAAGACAUUAACAAAGUUGAGGUUUUCAAGGAAUGAUUUUUCUGAUGAAGAGAAAGAUGCAUUCAAAAAUCUGCUCAAAGGAGAUGACUUUUAUAGGAUUAGAGUACCAUCUAAUGUGAUCAGUCCACAAGGGAAAGAGUUUGUGGUUGCAUCAGUGAGAGCUAGAUGUCUACCACGGGAUGGCUUGGAUGAACAUUUCGUUAUACACAUGGAAGGUGCAAACAUUUUGGCAGUUAGUUAUGGCUCUCUUGGGGCGUGUCAAUAUCCUCGACAGCUGAAACUUCCAGCAAAAUGGUCUUUCAACUCUCACACAAUUCUGAAGAGCAGUGAGCAGGCACCAAGAACUCCAAUAUUCGCUGAGGAGAUUCUUGGUGGUGAGAAUGUAGAGGGCGAAGUUGAACCACCACCAGAGAGAUCAUUCUGGGCGAAAUAUUGGAUGUAUUUGAUACCUCUGGGACUCGUGGUGAUGAACGCCGUGACACAAGCAACAAACAUGGCUGAAGAACAACCAGGUGGUCAAGCAGGAGGCUCACAAGUGCAACAAGCCAGAAGAAGAUGA